AUGGCAUCUUCUUCCAACAAUUUUCACUUCCAUUAUGAUGCCAAUAACGAUAGUUUAAACCAAUACUUUCAAGAGCAAUUUAAUAACCAAUUUCAAGCUGUUGAAGAGGAAACUCCUGCCGAAAGGAAACCGCGUACAUACAUCGAUAGAAAACGCGAAGAAGGGCAUGAACGUUUGUGGAACGAUUAUUUUUCUGAUAAUCCGACAUACAAUGCUCACCAAUUCCGCCGACGGUUUCGAAUGAACAAACCAUUGUUCUUGCGUAUUGUGGAUCGUCUCAGUCAAGAAGUUCCAUAUUUUAAGCCAAAAAGGGAUGCAACCUUACGGAAUGGUCUUUCACCGCUACAACAAUGUACUGCAGCAAUUCGACUAUUAGCAUAUGGGGCUGCAACGGACUCGGUUGACGAAUAUAUACGUCUUGCUGAAUGUACUGCUCGUAAAUGUUUGGAACAUUUCGUCGUCGGAAUAGUGGACUUGUUUGGCACUGAAUACCUACGCCGGCCCACACCAGAGGAUCUUGAAAGGCUACUCUUUUAUGGAGAAAAGCAGGGUUUUCCCGGGAUGGUUGGAAGCAUCGACUGUAUGCACUGGAAGUGGAAAAAUUGUCCAACCGCUUGGAAAGGAAUGUAUUUACGAGGCACCGUUUUUAAUGACAUUAUUUACGGUCGAGCUCCCAAAGUUACGUACUAUGUCAACGGAAAUGAGUAUAAUCUGGCUUACUAUCUGACGGAUGAAGAGGAGGCCGAGACUUGUUACUAUCCUCCGGAACCAGCUCCUGCUAUUGGUUUCACGAGUCUCUCUAGCCGUGUAGCUCAACCACUUCCUGCUAAUGAGCCACAACUGAACCAGCUCAAGGACCAAGUGACCCAGCUCAACGACCAAAUGAUCCAUCUCAAGUUACUUGUGGUCCAACUCAAGGCUCAAGUGAUCCAACUCAAGGACCAAGUGAUCCAGCUCAAGGACCAUGUGAUCAAGCUAAAGUAA
Molecule: messenger RNA, 984 nt
Organism: Camelina sativa (false flax)
Lineage: Eukaryota; Viridiplantae; Streptophyta; Magnoliopsida; Brassicales; Brassicaceae
Source: RefSeq, a predicted model, not a curated record